GGGAGGAAAUAAAACAAAACCCUAGGGAUUUAACCAUUUAGUUCUUCUUCUCUAUAUCCAAAAUUCAACCUUUCAAAACCAAUACAUUAAUAAAAAGAAAACAGAACACGAUAGAAGCUCAAUUGUUGCAGAGAAACUGAGAAACAAUGGAAGGUAGACUGGCGAAUUCGUGGCGGUUGACAGUGAACGACAAGAAUUUCAUCAAAACUGCUUUGCUUUCAGAAAUUCGAAUCGAUGGUCGAAAGCCCUAUGAAUACCGUAAGAUUGCAAUCAAGUUUGGCAGAGAGGAUGGGUCAUCAGAGGUGCAGCUAGGCCAGACCCAUGUUAUGGGCAUUGUUACUGCUCAACUGGUUCAGCCUUAUAGAGACCGACCUAAGGAAGGGAUACUUUCAAUCUAUACGGAAUUUUCUCCUAUGGCUGAUCCUUCAUUCGAGCCUGGCCGUCCAGGAGAAUUGGCUGUGGAGUUGGGACGCAUAAUUGAUCGUGGUCUAAGGGAAAGCAGGUCUGUGGAUACUGAAUCACUGUGUGUUCUAGCUGGCAAGUUUGUGUGGGCUAUUCGGAUUGAUCUCCACAUUCUAGAUAAUGGAGGAAACCUUGUUGAUGCUGCUAAUAUUGCUGCUUUGGCUGCUCUACUGACAUUCCGGAGGCCUGAAUGCUCAUUAGGAGGAGAAGAUGGUCAGGAAGUAAUAGUGCAUCCACCUGAGAUAAGGGAGCCUCUUCCUUUGACAGUGCAUCAUCUUCCAAUUGCAAUAACCUUUGGAUUUUUUAGUAAUGAGAGCAUCCUGGUAAUAGAUCCAACCCACAAUGAGGAAGCUGUUAUGAGUGGAAGAAUGACUACAACAGUUAAUGCAAAUGGUGAUAUUUGUGCAAUUCAAAAAGCUGGUGGAGAAGGUGUCCCUCAAAGAGUUAUAAUGCAAUGCUUGCAGCUUGCUACAGCAAAGGCUGUGGGUAUAACAAAGCAAAUAAAAGAAGCAGUUGAAGUGUACAACACAGAAAGAGCAUUACGAAAGAUCAAGCGCCACCCUACUUCUACUAGUGUUAAUGUUAGAGAGAAACAAAACCAGUCUAUUGGUAAGUAAGAGUUUAAAUGCGGAAUCAGGGGAAAGAUGUAGAUGCAGCCUUUGAAGAUCCUUAUUCAUUACUUCUUUCUUGUGUAAUUUCAAAUUUUGAAAUUUAGAAUUUUCUGUAUUUUAUUGUUCAGUGCAGAAUCAUAAUUUCUGAAAAUUCUGCACCCAAAAGUUUCAUUAUUCUAGGAAUUUAGGUUUUCUCAAUUUGGGGUCCAAGUUGGUUGCAUGGUUUGUAGUUAGUUUUUGUUAUGGACCCUGGUUAUAGUUAGUUGGUUUCCAAGUAUCUUAGAAUACUUUUAAUUUAUUAAAUUAGUUUUUCUCUGUUCUGCUAAAUUGAAGCAUAGAUGUAUUUUUGUGCUUUUCUCUCAGCUUUGCCUCCACUCUCAUAAAGCAAGUACAGUUGCUGAGAAAUCUUGAACAGAUGCUUGACCGUCAAGUUGCUCAGAAUCAAAGUUCAUUUGGUUCAAACCCUCUAUACCUCCAAGGCCCCCAACUCUACCUCUUUAACUUUUGAGAAUAUAACAGCAGUUAUUAAGUGGAAUUAAAGUGUAAGGGGAAAAAAGCCUAUAUAUAUUUCGAUUGAAGAAAUGGAAAACAAAAGGUUCUUUC
This is a messenger RNA of Durio zibethinus, 1676 nucleotides long. NCBI's taxonomy places the organism in Eukaryota, Viridiplantae, Streptophyta, Magnoliopsida, Malvales, Malvaceae. The record is from RefSeq and is a predicted model, not a curated record.